ACCCAUGAAGAGAUUUCCAAAAAUUAUAACAAAAGAACAAAAUAGUGGGUGUGCAUUAUUAACUCUAUCAUCUAACAACAAAGAGAAAGAGAAAACAAGAAAGAAAACAUGGGUGUAGGAUCCUCUUCAGCACCGACCCUUGCAACCGAAUUAGGACCCCCUGAAGCCAAAGUUACCGGCAUUUUCAGCUACCCUAUUAAGUCAUGCCGUGGAAUUUCUCUACCUACUGCUCCUCUCACUCCUUUUGGAAUUCGGUGGGAUCGACAGUGGGUGGUUGUGAACUCAAAAGGAAGAGCAUGUACCAUAAGAGUUGAACCAAAGUUUGCUUUAAUUGAUGUUGAACUUCCACCUGAGGCUUUUUCUGAAAACUGGGAACCUACUACUGAUUCCUUCAUGGUGGUGAAAGCACCUGGAAUGGAACCUCUCAAAGUUUGUAUGAAGAAACAGCAUUAUGAAGUAGUAGAUGAAAUGACAGUCUGGGAAUGGACCGGCCCUGCCUGGGAUGAGGGACCCGAAGCAGCGCAGUGGUUCUCCGAUUAUUUUGGAUAUCCUUGUAAACUGGCCCGCUUCAAUACUGUUUCAGAAGUUAGAAAUGUAGACCCUGAUUAUGUUGAGGGACAGCAUAUGACAUUGUUCAGUGAUGGUUACCCGUUCUUACUCGUAUCUCAGGAUUCACUCGAUGCACUAAACAAGCUUCUAGAGGAGCCGAUACCUAUGAAUCGUUUCAGACCCAAUAUCCUUGUUGAAGGUUGUGAGCCAUAUUCUGAAGACUUGUGGAGAGAUAUCACAAUAAACAAGUUUUCAUUUCAGGGUGUCAAGCUAUGUGCCCGUUGUAAGGUACCAACAAUCGAUCAAGAGACAGCAACACCUGGAACUGAACCAUAUGAAACUCUCACGAAAGUUCGCUCUGGCGAAGUUUUAAGACCAAACCUAAAAAACAAGAAAAAGAUCUACUUUGGUCAGAAUGUAGUUUGGAAAUGGAAGGAUUCUUCUGCUAAAGGGGAUGGGAAAAUGCUUAAACUGGGAGAUCCUGUUUAUGUUACCAAAACAUAUCCUUCUGUAGCAGAAGCAGCAGCUUAAAAGACUACACUGACACAAACGUUAUCCAACAUGUGUAUUAGUGGCUGAUAAACUUUGCUUUGAGUAGUCGUAAGUUGUAAUGCAUCUUUUGUACCUUGUAUCCAACUAAUAACAUGACAAAUAAGGAUGAUGCAAAAAAUAAAAAUAAAAACUUUUUUGGAGUA
Vicia villosa (hairy vetch) is the source of this 1244-nucleotide messenger RNA. RefSeq lists its product as uncharacterized. Lineage: Eukaryota; Viridiplantae; Streptophyta; Magnoliopsida; Fabales; Fabaceae. Bases 109 to 1080 code for a protein of 323 amino acids. Gene Ontology annotation, molecular function: pyridoxal phosphate binding; molybdenum ion binding; catalytic activity. The record is from RefSeq and is a predicted model, not a curated record. The transcript is spliced from 8 exons.